GUUAUAUAAGUAUUUUCUAGGUAUAGGAUUAAAGUGUUAAUCUCGUUUAUCCUCCCAAAGGCUUGCUCACUUAUCAAGCGCAAUUAAGCUACACUAGAUUUCGACCAGCCAUGGGGUCGAUCGGUUACGAUUACGACUUUAUCAAGCCAAGUUCCACCUCAAACGCCAGCCGACCGAUUGACGAGGCUCGUCCCCUGAAGGUCAUCUAUAUCGGGGCCGGUGUGUCCGGGAUCCUUGCCGCCAUUGAAUUUCUUAAAGCAGUGCCUUCGCUCGAGUUGGUCAUAUACGAAAAGAACCCUGAAGUCGGUGGAACGUGGUACGAGAACAAAUAUCCAGGAUGUGCUUGUGACAUCCCCUCUCAUGCUUACCAAUUGAGUUUUGAAUCAUGGACGGAAUGGAGCCAGUUCUAUUCCGGUGCACCAGAAAUCCUGCAAUACUGGAAAAUGGUGGCGGAGAAAUACCGUGUUCGCGAUUUCGUGCGGUUUCAACACAAGUGCGUGGAAGCCAGAUGGGACGAAUCCAGAUCAAAGUGGACGACAAAAUUCUUGAGGCUUGACUCAGCAGAACCUUCAAUCGUCGAAGACGAGGCUGAUGUGCUCAUCACUGGAACUGGUCUUUUGAACGACUGGAAAUGGCCUUCAAUUGAAGGUUUGCAAGAUUUCAAAGGACCUCUCUUACAUACUGCCAAUUGGGACGAAAGCUUUGACGUCACGGGUAAGAAGGUGGCCGUCAUCGGUGCUGGAAGCAGUGGCAUUCAAGUUGUGCCGGCGAUUGUCAACAAGGUUUCUGCCAUGGACCACUAUGUACGAGGCAAGACAUGGAUCUCCACUCAGUUUAGCCAGGACCUGUUGGAAGAAACAACUCACAAUCAGUCAUCAAAUUUCGACUACAGCCAAGAACAAAAGCAACAGUGGAGGGAUGAUCCGAAGAGCUAUAUCAAGUAUCGAAAAGACAUGGAAUUUGGACUACAGAGCACUUAUGACAACGUCAAACUUGGCAGCCAGAGCCACGCAAGGGGACGACGAAACUAUGAAAGACACAUGAGAGAACGGCUAUCGGCCAAACCAGAACUGGCCGAGCAACUCAUUCCAGACUUUCCACCACUCUGCAAACGACUCACCCCAGGUCCUGGAUAUUUGGAGGCCCUGAUGCAAUCACACGUCGCGCUAAUUUCGCAAUCAAUAGUCAGUGUCGAUGCCAAAGGGAUCACGACUGCCGAUGGUGUCUAUCGACAGGUGGAUGCAAUCAUUUGUGCCACCGGGUUCGAGACAUCUCCCGGUCAAGGCUUCCCCAUCUACGGAGAGGAUGGAGUCAACCUCCGCGAAAAGUACGCCGUACGGCCCAAAACCUAUCUAGGAUUGUGCACCAACAACUUUCCCAACUUUUUCCAGUCCCUGGGGCCAAAUUCCUUCCAAGGUGCUGGCACCUUGCUCGUCAUGAUGGAGCAAGCGCACAAGUACAUGGCACAGAUCCUUCGCCGCAUGGCUUAUGGUGACCUGAAAACGAUCCAGCCGAAGAAAAGACAGGUGGAGAAUUUCACAUCUUACUGUGACAAGUAUUUUGAAAACACUGUUUACACGGCCGGGUGUGCGAGCUGGUACACGACAAAGUUGAAAGACCCUACUGGUGCUGGAAAUGGAGCUACCAAAGUCACGGCGUUGUGGCCCGGUAGCAGUGUUCACUAUUUGCGAGCCAUGGAGUCGGUGAGGUGGGAAGACUAUGAAUUGGAGAAUAUAGAUACCUCAGACUUUGGAUGGUUUGGGAAUGGGAGGACCGUGGGAGAAGUUGGUGUCACCCAGGAUGCCGAAGCUCUGACCUGGUAUCUGAAUCAAACCAACUUUUUGGGCGACCUCUAUGUGGACAGCAACGCAUCUGAGAUUAUACCGUCGAAUAAUGGCUUCGUGGAGGACAGCAAGCCUCAGAUACAGGAAAAGGUCGAUCUUCUCGAUGUCACUGUCCCUAGAAUCGAGCCAGAGGCUACAUAUACACAGGAUGACCUGGCGAGAAGUGAGGUCAAAGGGGAGGUGCUUGACAUUCAAAGCCAACCUCUACUCCACUUGAAUGGCUGGAAUGAUGAGAAGGGCACAAAGAUCGAAUCCAUCCAUCAUAUUGCUACUCCAGUUUAGGGUAGCGACCAAAGAAAC
Molecule: messenger RNA, 2144 nt
Organism: Exophiala mesophila
Lineage: Eukaryota; Fungi; Ascomycota; Eurotiomycetes; Chaetothyriales; Herpotrichiellaceae
Exons: 5
Coding region: 111-2126 (671 amino acids)
Molecular function (GO): N,N-dimethylaniline monooxygenase activity; NADP binding; flavin adenine dinucleotide binding
Source: RefSeq, a predicted model, not a curated record